AUGGAUCAACAGGAUCUAGCAGAUCGUAUGGAUACUUCCAGGGUUACAAUUAGUCGCUACGAAAGUGGAAUUAGAAAAGCUAAUCAGGAUUUUCUAUUCAAAUUGGCUAACACAUUUAAUGUAAGUGUUGAUUAUUUUUUUCCUAAAGUUAAUAAUCUAAAACCAAUAAACACUAGUGAAAUGCGUCAGGUUCCUUUAGUUGGAACGAUAGCCUGUGGCUCUCCAUUAUUGGCAGAGCAAAAUAUUGAAGAAUAUGUUCCUAUAUCAAUGGAGCCAACACUAUCUGAUGGUGAUAUUGUAUUUGUUAAAAAGACUUCUGAAGUUGAAGAUGGAGAAAUAGCUGCUGUUCUAAUUAACAACGAUGAAUCUGCAACUUUAAAAAGAAUUAACAUGUUAAUAAUCAG
Molecule: messenger RNA, 404 nt
Organism: Apis florea (little honeybee)
Lineage: Eukaryota; Metazoa; Arthropoda; Insecta; Hymenoptera; Apidae
Product: lexA repressor-like
Source: RefSeq, a predicted model, not a curated record